Desarmillaria tabescens is the source of this 1176-nucleotide messenger RNA. Its product is annotated as tRNA-specific 2-thiouridylase. The record is from RefSeq and is a predicted model, not a curated record. Gene Ontology annotation, biological process: tRNA wobble position uridine thiolation. Lineage: Eukaryota; Fungi; Basidiomycota; Agaricomycetes; Agaricales; Physalacriaceae. The transcript has 8 exons. The coding region runs from base 1 to 1176 and encodes 391 amino acids. Gene Ontology annotation, molecular function: sulfurtransferase activity. Gene Ontology annotation, cellular component: mitochondrion.
AUGUCUGGGGGUGUCGACUCGUCAGUUGCAGCUAGAUUAUUAGCAGAACAGGAUUUCGAUCUUUCCGCUGUAUUCAUGCGUAACUGGGACACUCGCGACGAAAGUGGGACGGACGAGGGGUGCGAAUGGAAAAAGGACUGGGAAGACGUGCAACGCGUGUGUAAAGUCCUGGAUAUUCCCUGCCGAAUGAUUGAUCUGUCGCGUGAAUACUGGAAUCGGGUGUUUGAGCCUUCGUUGAACGUCUGGGAAGCUGGCCUGACACCUAACCCUGAUGUGUGGUGCAACAGAGAAAUCAAGUUUGGCGCACUGUUAGAGCGAUUGCCUAUGGAGGAUGAGAAGGCCUGGUUUGCUACCGGCCACUAUGCGCGCAAAACCUGGUCCAAUCAUCCCAGACCACGACCACAACUUCGCUGUGCCAAGGAUCCCAUCAAAGACCAGUCAUACUACCUGUCGUCCAUCUCCGAACAGAGCCUCGCUCGAACUCUCUUCCCAAUCGGCGAUUUUACCAAAGCACAAGUACGCGAUCUAGCUAAAAAAUACGAUUUACCAACUGCAGAAAGACCUGAGAGCAUGGGGCUAUGUUUCAUCGGCGAGAAAACACGGUUCCGGGAUUUCCUCUCUUCGUAUUUGCCUCCCAAUCCCGGUCCUAUCUGUGACCAUGUUACCCAGAAACGGGUAGGCACUCAUCAAGGCCUUUGGUCCUAUACUAUUGGUCAGAAAGCUAGGAUACCGGGGAUGUCUGAAAAGAUGUUCGUGUCCGGGAAAAUGGAAGGUACGAACACCAUCUUCGUCGUCCCUGGGGGGGACCAUCCUCUAUUAUUAAGAAAUACGUAUCGGCCAAUAGAAUGGAGGUCGAUCUGGGCGGAUUCACCCAUACCUGGGGUUGAGAAGGGAGAGGCGUUCCGCGGGAUGGCGAAGAUUCGACAUCGUCAGCCGUUGGUCCCUUGUACUGUAUCUCGUGACGAACACGGACUUUUAAUUACGACAGACACCCCUCAGAAAGGCGUCGCUACCGGCCAGGUGAUCGCUAUUUGGGACGACGAUUGGUGCUUGGGUUGCGGGCUUGUCGACUCUACAUCCUAUGUGGGGGAGCUCCACUUCCAGAAGCCCGCGGACGGUGACGAAGAACACGCUGCGGGAAGGAGUGGAUCCGAACGCAUCCCAACGGAACUGUAG